This is a messenger RNA of Leptopilina heterotoma, 12097 nucleotides long. It is a transcript of the gene ds, whose product is annotated as protein dachsous. Gene Ontology annotation, biological process: homophilic cell-cell adhesion. Gene Ontology annotation, molecular function: calcium ion binding. The transcript has 16 exons. The record is from RefSeq and is a predicted model, not a curated record. NCBI's taxonomy places the organism in Eukaryota, Metazoa, Arthropoda, Insecta, Hymenoptera, Figitidae. Bases 1082 to 11005 code for a protein of 3307 amino acids. Gene Ontology annotation, cellular component: plasma membrane.
GCACUUUAGUAUAGUGUACUCUAGCUGCUCGCUGCCGCGGAGAGUCGAGUCGAAUGUCGAGGUUCGUGAGCGAGUGAGAGCCAGCGAGCAAACGGGCCCAGCGAUCCCCUCUCCAAGAUGGCCGCCGUUGGGUCCAGUGGUUGAGCCGAGCAAAAGCAGCAACUCGCUUAAAGUCAGGGGAAGGGAAGACCUAGCAGGUGCCGCCAUGUCAGUGCAUGCCUAACCUCGAAGCCGCGCGGAAUAGACGCUGGGCCUUACGUCGCGUUAAAAUAUCCUCGUGUACUGUUAUACUCGAUUACAAUAGAAAAAAAAACGAAAAAACGUGAUGUUCUGCUAGAUAUAAAUAUAUAAAUAUGAUAAAUAGUGGCCCCAUUGCACAAAUCAAGUGGAUUAAAGUGAAUUAUCUUUGAAAAUUGAUAUAUUUUGGCCUUAUGGUGUGCAGUGUGUUCUGCGAGGCACCGGCUAGCGCGGGUUUAUUGCGUUAGGUGAUGUGAGAUUCCGUCGAUACUGUUCAGGUUUUUCAUCCCUGUUGUGUGCUCGCUUGCUGUGGAUCGCGUCUAAAGAGAAGGCCACAAGAUCUUCUUGGAGAAGACCAGUGUCAGUUUACUCUCUUUCUUUAUCUCUCUCUCUCUCUCUCUACCUCUCUCUUCUUUUUCUGCCUCGAGACCAAGAGGAAAACGCUCUGAUUGAAAUUAUUCCAGCAUAAAAUCCAUGUUGUUUUGAUCAGUUGGAAAGAAGUCGCACGUGAAGGCUGAACUGCAGGCAUUCAGAGAGAGAGGUCAUCGCACGUCUUUGCUGGAAUGAUCACGAUGAGCUGUGUAUUACACUCACUAUGAUCAGACACCACGUGUGGAUACUUACGCAUACAGACAUCUAUAAGAAUAUCAAAGAUUUAAUUUCUUUCUUGCAUCCUGAUUUUUGACUUUGGAUUUAAUACCCUACAAAUAAGGUGUUUUGUGAUGUGGUGUUUGUGAGUGAAUGGUGAUGAUAAAUAGAUUAAAACUGUGAAGUGAUUUUACGCGGUUAUUCGAAUGGAGAUGAAAAGAUCAAGAUAGUAUACGGAAAGUGGCGGUGACCCAGGAUGCGGGUCUUGCUGCUGAUUCUCGUCCUGGGAGUGACGAAAUUCCCGGGUAUGAGAACUGAACGCGUGCAAUAUCUCGAGGUCUCGGAAAAUGCAGCGCCAGGAACGAGAGUUGGAUAUAUCGAUGCGGAUUUAAUUGUUCCUGUGCCUGGUUCGGCGGUUGAUGCUGAUUUGAUAGUGGAUCAUGGAACUGGGGAGAUAAAAACACGAGUUCCUCUUGAUAGGGAAACUAGACCAUCGUAUAGUCUCGUCGCUCUACCUCAGAAUGUGAGGGUGAUCAUCAAAGUUCUGGAUGAAAAUGAUAAUGCACCGACGUUCCCUGCCGAGCAUGUGGAUGUGGAAUUCCCGGAGAAUUCACCACGCGAUGCUAAACGUGCCCUACCACCUGCUAAGGAUCCCGAUUUGGGUCAAUAUUCAACCCAACGAUAUGAAAUUGUCUCUGGGAAUUAUGGAGAUAUGUUUCGACUCUCGCAACAUAGGGGUCGAGAUGGGGUUUUGUAUUUGGAUUUACAGAAUUCUGGUUCCUUGGAUCGUGAGGCGCGUUCCUGGUAUCAUCUCGUGAUAGAGGCCUUGGAUGGUGGGGCACCACCUUUAAGAUCCCGACUCCAUGUCAAUGUCACUGUGCAAGAUGUCAAUGACAAUCCGCCGAUCUUCAAUCAGACGAGGUACACGGCUAGUGUACCGGAGAAUGCCACCGUCGGCACACCGAUUCUCAUGGUGAACGCUACCGACUUGGACGCCGGUGACAAUUGCAGAAUCGAGUACUCGAUCAAUCGUCGUCAAUCGGACCGCGAGGAGAUGUUCCGAGUGGAUCCGGAAACGGGUAUGGUUUAUGUGAACAAGCCAUUGGACUUUGAAUCAAAGGAGCGACACGAACUUGUAAUCGUCGCUAGGGAUCGCGGUGCACAGCCCCUUGAAGCAAGUACCUUCGUGUCAGUCCAUGUCACCGACGUGAAUGACAAUCAGCCAGCGAUCACCGUCAUUUUCCUGUCGGACGACGCAACGCCCAAGAUCAGUGAGAGUGCACAACCCGGUGAAUUUGUUGCGAGAAUCUCGGUCAGCGAUCCUGACUCGAGAACUGAAUACUCGAAUGCCACCGUCACACUGUCCGGUGGCGACGGACACUUUGGAUUGACGACACGUGACAACAUUAUCUAUUUGGUUGUCGUCGAACGACCACUUGAUCGUGAAGAAAAGCCGGUUUAUGAUCUUUUAGUGGAAGCAACUGACGCCGGUACACCACCCCUCAGGGCAUUAAGGACCUUUCGACUUUUAGUGACGGACGUGAAUGAUAAUGCGCCGAAAUUUCUUCAGGAAAGAUACGAUGCUCAUUUAUUAGAGGCCUCUGAACCGGGAACAUCGGUAUUGCGUGUCAGUGCUACGGAUUUGGAUGAGGGGGCAAAUUCAGUUAUAAAAUAUAGUUUAUUGAAUACAACGUGGUUCACGAUUGAUGAGAAUUCGGGUUUGAUCAGUACCGUGACUCACGUGGACUGUGAGGCUGAUCCGGCGCCUAUUCUUGUUGUUGUUGCUACCGACUCGGGUCGUCCACCUCUCAGUAGUAGUGCUACCGUUCGUGUGACAGUGCAUGAUCUUAAUGACAACGAACCCAUCUUCGAGAAGCCAUUGUACAACGCCACGGUGCCCGAGGAUCUACCGGUUGGACGCUGCUUUCUCAAGGUUCAAGCCACGGAUCCUGAUUGCGGUGUUAAUUCGAUGGUCAAUUAUACACUGGCGGCGAGUAAAAUUGCGAGUGAACAACUUCUCGUACGCAGUGACACUGGAGAAAUCUGUGUCAAGUCGCCACUCGACAGGGAGUCUGCUUCGUAUUUGGAAUUACCGGUCAUUGCCACUGAUAGAGGUGGUUUGAGUACAACGGCAAUUGUUCGUGUUCAAAUAACGGACGUCAAUGACAAUAGACCAAUUUUUAAUCCUAGAAAUUAUAAUGUGACCUUGAAGAAUACGGAACCAAUUAGUGGCGCAAUUUUAAGAUUAUCAGCGACAGAUCAAGAUGCUGGUCUUUUUGGUCAAGUUGACUUCCGGAUAUCAGGUGGCAAUGAAGCUGGAAUCUUUCGGAUAGACAGAAGCACUGGUGAGAUUCAUGUGGCACGACCGAGUCUUCUGGCGAGGUCGUCGGUGCAUCAGUUGAACGUGACUGCAACAGAUGCUGCGGGUCUCAAGAGUUCAACGGACGCCGAGGUUAGAAUCACGGCGUCAUCUUCUGUUCACAGAUUAGCAAUUUGUGAAAGGCCACGUUAUACAUUUAUCGUUAAGGAAAAUGUCGCUCAAAAUUCUGUCGUUGGUACUAUUAAGGAUACUGGAUCAUCAACUGGAGUUGAAAGAUCGAUAAGAUUUUAUCUAGUCAGUGAGGAAAUGGAUUUCUCCAUUGAUCCAAACUCGGGUAUUGUGAGGACAAGACAACUUCUGGAUAGAGAGACUCGAGAUAAAUAUAUCCUGAGCAUCGAGGCACGAGAUGGACUCUCCGUUGGUUACUGUCAGAUCGAGCUGACAGUUGAGGAUGUGAACGAUAAUCCACCAUCGUUUCCAACAAACACGGUACGAAUAUCCGUUCCGGAAUCUCAUCCAUUACAUACGCCGUUGUAUGUUGCGCAUGCAUGGGAUCCGGACUUGACACCAACGUCACCAAUUCGUUACAUCUUGGCGCAAAACAGCAACGAUCUCUUUGGUAUUGAUGCUCGACUUGGAGAAUUGUAUCUCGCUCGUAGAUUGGAUUACGAGACACAGCAGAGGCACAGUCUCUUGAUAAGUGCUCUCGAUGGCGCUGGUCUCUCGGCGAAUCUCAGUCUCAGUGUCGAGGUACAGGAUGUGAAUGACAACCCCCCAGUGUUCGAGAGGAACGAGUAUCACGUUGAAGUACCCGAAGGCGCCAGACUCGAUUCACAGAUUCUACAAGUAACAGCUGUUGAUCUUGACACCGGAAACAAUGCAAGAUUGAGUUAUCGUCUACAAGGUUCAUCAAAAUUUCGAAUAAGUUCAAAUAUGGGAUGGAUUUUUCUCGCUCAAAAUCUCGAUCGUGAAACAACGGAUCGUUAUGCACUCACUGUUCUUGCAACUGACAAUGGUUCACCAGCAGCUACCGCCAGUGCAUCAGUAUUAAUAACAAUUCUUGACGACAAUGACAAUGAACCAAACUUUGAAAAGGAAUUUUACAGUUUUGAACUAUUGGAGAAUUUACCAUCCGGUACAUUGGUGGGUUCGGUAACAGCCUCUGAUCCAGAUCUUGGUAAAAACGCCCUCUUGAGAUAUGCAGUGGUCCAAGCUAAUAGCAGUUUCACCGUUGAUCCCGAUACUGGUGAAGUGACAACUCGUGAGCCUUUGGAUCGUGAAUCGAAAGGAGUUCACGAAUUGGUUUUGGAAGCACGUGAUCAGGGAACACCGUCGAGGGCAGCGCGUGUACCACUGAAAGUCACUGUUCUCGAUGUGAAUGACAAUUCACCGGAGAUUGUUGAUCCUCAAGGUGAUGUUGUGAGCGUACGGGAGGAGCAACCAUCCGGAACUGAAGUAGCUAGGGUUCGAGCAUUGGAUUCCGAUCUUGGAGAAAAUGCCUCAGUCACUUAUACAAUUCUUAAAGAUCGCGACUCGGAUGGCUACAAUGUCUUCACCAUUGAUCCUAUCACUGGAAUGAUCAGAACGAAAGCAGUUCUCGAUCACGAGGAGCGUAACGUUUAUCGAUUGUCGGUGAGAGCAAGCGACGCCGGGCGUCCACCCCGUCACAGUGUUCGAGCACUUCGAGUCGAAGUUCUUGCCUUGGCCGAUAAUCGACCGACAUUUACGAGCAGCAGUCUAACAUUCAACGUAAGGGAGGAUGCAACAAUUGGAAGUGCCGUUGGUUCCGUCUCCGGUGCAGGACCAGCAGGACGAGUCGCCUACAAUCUUAAUUCCCUAACGCCAAUUACUGAUUAUCCGGCAUUCGAUGUUGAUCGCAGUUCUGGACAAUUAGUCGUAGCUCAUUCACUCGAUAGGGAAAAUACAAGUGAAUAUCAUUUGGAAAUUCGUGCCUUGGAUACAACAUCAAUUGGUAAUCCGCAGAGUAUUGCGGUUUCGGUGAAGAUUAUAAUCGAGGACGCCAAUGAUAAUUCACCGCGCUGGCCACAGGAUCCGAUCAUAGUUAGAGUCUCGGAACGAACUAUGAUAGGCCUAACGAUUUAUAAUCUCACUGCAACUGAUCUUGACAGUAGUCCCAAUGGUGAUUUAAGAUAUGGCCUCGUUGCGGAAUUUCCACCAAGUGGAAGUUUCGCCGUCGACUCACUAACCGGGGCACUGACACUCGCCAAACCAUUAGAUCGUGAGGAAAGAGCUGAAUACACCCUGAUAAUUGAAGCCGUUGAUCGAGCGCCACCUGGCGAACAACUUUCUUCUACCGUUACGGCGAGAAUUAUCGUUCUAGAUCAAAAUGACAACGAUCCGGUGUUUGUUGCUCCGGAAACAACGAGAAUUCCCGUCACACCUGAUCUUCUACCUGGCGCUGUUCUCACACGAGUUGUCGCUGUGGACAAAGACGUAGACGACAACGGUCGAGUAUCGUACGUAAUUACUUCCGGAAAUGAAGAAGGAAGAUUCUCGGUUGGUUACGACUCGGGAUUGGUAACACUCCUAAAACCAAUGAUCAGACCCCUGGAACUUGAAAUAACAGCCAAUGAUCAUGGUUCACCGCCUAGAAAAGCGACAAUAAAGUUGUCACUAAAUCUUGCUUUUGGACAAACCAGUGGACCACCAAGACUUUUACUCUCCAAUCCAAUUGCAAGAGUUUCCGAACUCCUACCCAUUGGAUCAGCUGUUUUGAAUGUUGCCGGUCCUGCAAUCGCAGAUCAAGGAAACGUAACCUUCAGCAUUCCGAAAGGCGUCGCUUCGGAUAAAUUUAUCAUCUCGUCAAGUGGAGUCGUCACACUUCGUUCCCCUCUGGAUCGAGAGGAGAUUUCCCAUUAUUCAGUACCCGUGCUUGCGAGAUCAGCCAAACUGCUCGAUCUCACAACACUGGAGGUCGAAGUUCUAGACGAGAAUGAUAACAAUCCGGAAUUCAAAUCAGGAUCCUGUUAUCGAUUAGAGUUACCGGAGAAUCAAGAAGCCGCUGCUGUUCACACCAUCGCAGCCGUUGAUGCCGACGAGGGAAAGAAUGGAGAAAUAUUCUACAGUAUAGUCGGCGGAAACAUUGGAUCAAAAUUCCGUCUCGACUCAUCGACAGGUGUUCUUUCGAUGUCGAGCCUCGACAGGGAGACCGUACCCAAAUACAUACUGACAAUAUCCGCGAAAGACAAGGGUCGACCUAGUCUCGAAAAACGUUGCAAUCUCACUGUCAUCGUUCUCGACGUCAAUGACAAUGCUCCAUCAUUCAUUCAAAAUCAAUACAGCGAUUCAAGAUCAAGAAUCGGUCAAAAUCAAGAGUACGGAAAUUUCAACUCUCCAUACGCUCCUGCCAAUCAUCCCGGAAGAUAUUUCACAACAAUAUCCGAGGACAUUUCCCCCGAAUCAAGUGUCAUGCAAAUUAAGGCUCUCGAUCCCGACCAAGGGGAUAAUGGAAAGGUUACAUACGCAAUUGCUGACGAGACAACCUGGUUCUUUAAGAUCGAUAACCUCACUGGCGUCAUCUCAACCUCUGGACCGCUGGACAGAGAGCGACAGAGUAGCUAUAAUUUCUUAGUGGUUGCAACCGACGGUGGAAAGAACGACGCUAAACGAACAUUGAUUCCAGUGGAAAUAAAUAUUGCGGAUGUUAACGAUAAUUCGCCUGUUUUUGAGGAAUAUCCUUUUGAGGCAAGAGUACCAAUUGGCACACAACCGGGACAAAAUAUAUUGAGAGUGAAAGCCACUGACGCUGAUCAUGGACCAAAUGGUGAAAUUGUUUAUACAUUCCUUCGGGAGCAUGAGAAACCAAAAUUUAGAAUUCAUCCGAGUACUGGUGUUGUUACGGCAACAUCAUCACUUGCACAAGAGAAUGGUAAGGUCUACCAUUUGGAAAUUAUUGCCAAAGAUAAGGGAAAUCCUCCUCUAAGUGCUAGGGGUUUGAUUAAAAUUCGUGUUGGCGAUCUAGCGGAAUUGACUCCAAUGCUUAAAUUUCAAAAUGACACCUACGAAGUUACUGUUCAGGAAAAUUCACCAAAAGACACUGAGAUUCUUCAAGUGACUGCCGUACGUUCCGACGGUAGACGACAACGAAUUUCCUAUUCUAUAGGAACUGGAAAUGAUUUUCGUAGUUUUUACAUUGACGAAGAGUCGGGUAUGGUUCGUGUCAAUGAUCCAGCGAGAAUUGACGCUGAACUCUGGCAUGAUCACAGUACGAAUUCGGAAAUUAGUAACGAAAGAUCAGCCAAUUCAUGGGGUAGAUCAUUCGAUGGACAAGUCAUCAAGGAAUUGCCCAGAGAAAGUUCAAAACAUGUCUUGACACUAGUUGCCAGAACAACGGGACCGGAACCUUUGGAAGCUUACGCUAAACUGAUUGUACGUGUUUCUGAUGUUAACGACAAUCCACCAAUUUUCACACAAAAUCAAUAUUCCGCAACUGUUUUAGAAGGGAACAGCAAAGGGGAUUUUGUAGUCAAGCUUACAGUGAGUGAUGCGGAUCAGGGUUUAAAUAGUAGAAUUCUCUAUCAUAUUGUUGAUGGCAAUCCAGACAAUGCUUUUACAAUUAAUCCACCGAACAGUGGGGAAGUGAGGACCAACAUUGUUCUUGAUAGGGAAAUUCGGGAGCAGUAUCGUUUGACAAUCAUUGCCACGGAUCAAGGGAAUCCUCAAUUAACCGGAACAACAGCGCUCAGUGUUCGAGUAAUUGACAUCAAUGACAAUCAACCCACGUUCCCGUCAACUCCUCAGAGUGUCAUUUUCGUCUCCGAAGGUACUCCAAUUGGAUCAGUGAUUACGGAGAUCACGGCAAAUGAUGUCGACAGUUCACCAGUUCUUACUUAUCGUUUUGGCAACACAUCAGAUCCGGGACCAUUCAGCAUAGAUCGAUACAGCGGUCGUGUGGUGUUGAAAAAUUUUCUCGACGCCGAAACUCGUUCGGAGUAUGUUCUUCAAGUUAUUGCCAGUGAUAGUAUCCAUGAAGCAACAACUGCCUUGACGAUACGAGUCACCGAUCUUAAUGACAAUGCUCCGGAAUUUUUGCAAGCUGCUUACGUCGCCACUCUUUCCGAAGAACAUACGGAGAUGCAGGAGAUUUUGUCAGUGAAUGCAACAGACAACGAUCUUACGGAAGAUAAUUCACGAAUUCGUUACCGACUUAUGCAUUUAAAGAAAGGUUUCACGGUUCAUCCAACAACUGGUGGAAUUACCGUGAACAGAACAGCGAUACCUAAACCCCUGCCAAAAGAAGUGGAACUUAUUGUCGUCGCUGAGGAUUCGGGUAAACCAACAUUGAUGACCGUUUGUUCAGUGGUGGUGAGAUUGGGCAGUUUGAAGAGAGCAUUACCCGGUAGGGAUUAUAAGUUGACAAUUAAGGAGAAUGCAUCAAGAGGCACUGCACUGAUGACACUAGCUGAAGUUGAUUUACUGGAUGGUGAUAUCAUCGCUGGCGAUGAGAACGGAAUGUUUGAAAUAUUGCGCGGCACUUUAGUGCUUGCGAAGAAUUUGGAUCGCGAACGAAAAGAGAGAUAUAUAUUAAGACUUGGACCUAAGGACGAGAAUUCAACAACUGGUUCCCUCGUUGGUGAUGAUCCAGUCACGGUGGUGAUAACAGUGGAUGACGUCAAUGAUAAUUACCCUAGAUUUCUAGAGGAACAUCAUCAGGUUUCGAUAAGGGAGGAUACGAUGAUAGGUACUGUGAUCGCGACCCUAAAAGCCAAAGAUGACGAUCUUGCUGGUAGUCCUGCGGCAACUCUGGUCUAUAACAUCACUUCGGGAAAUGAUUUAGGACUCUUUAGAAUCGAUAAUAAUUCCGGAUCUUUACAAGUAAAUAAUACAUUGGACUGCGAUUUAGCUUCGGAGUUUCAUAAUCUUGUGGUGAUGUCAUGUGACAGUGAUUUGGUUACACCGCUUUGUGCUUUGGCCCGUAUUCGAAUUCAUCUUGAAGACGUGAAUGAUAAUUCGCCGAAGUUCCCUGUAUCGGAGUACCUUGAAUUUGUUGGGGAGAAUGAACCAAUUGGUACGACUGUCUUCUCUGCACGAGCCUCGGAUUUAGAUCGGGGAAUAUUUGGAAUGUUGAACUACACAAUCAUGUCUGCAGCCGCGACCGGAUUUUCCGAUAUUGACGAUAGUUGGAGACUAUUUUCGGUUGAUGCGAAGACGGGAGCUGUUACCACCCGAGCUGUUUUUGAUUACGAACAGAGGAAUCGUUACGCUUUUGCUUUGCGGGCCACGGACACCGGGGGAAGGAUUGCGACUGUAAGGGUUCGGGUUGAAAUUGACUCGAGGGACGAAUUUUAUCCACAGUUUACGGAAAGGAUGUACAGAUUUGGAAUUAGGAGUGGAGCGCAGAUUUUGGCUGGUACAGUGAUUGGGUAUGUGACGGCGACUGAUAGGGAUAAGGGACCUGAUGGACGGGUUGUUUAUCAGAUGACUUCGCAACAUCCUUACUUUAAAUUGAACCGAACGACCGGUGCGUUGAUUGUUAGGCAGAAGUUGAUGCAUUCGAAUAUUGAAGUGGAGGGAUCUUCCAGAUUGGUGGUUAGUGCUAGUUCUGGUAGACAGGGAUCGUUGUCGAAUAUGACGGUCGUGGAAGUUAGUGUUGUUGAUAAUGAUGAUUAUAUUCUAUCCCGGGGAGCGACAUCGUUGAGUCCUUCAAAUAUCGGCACUAAUAUGGCUGUGGCGACUUCUAACGGUCUGGCUGAUUGGGCUUUGGGACUCUUGAUCGCCCUAUUGUUACUAGUCCUCGCUUUUGGUUCCAUCUUCCUCUAUCUUCAUAUUAGAAACCGACGGCACAAGAAACCGGGAACGAAACCCGGACUAAAUGGAGACAGUAACGCGGCAGCGAGCAAUAGUUACGUGGAUCCAAGUGCAUUUGACACAAUUCCAAUCAGAAGUGUCACCGGAGUAGGAAAUUCGGGAAAUUGUUCCGUAACGGACGGUGUGAGGGAAAGAGCGUCUUGUCAGUUCGCUCCGCCUAAAUACGACGAAAUUCCCUCCUAUGGUACGUCUGGACAAUCCGGACAACAGCAAGCAACGUCCGAACUUUCGGGCAGCGAUCAGUCGGGUUCCUCCGGUCGUGGUUCGGCCGAGGACGAUGGAGAGGAUGAGGAAAUUCGGAUGAUCAAUGAAGGACAAACGCACGGGGACUCGGCGAGUGAUUUAUCGGUUCACAACACUCAGGAGUAUUUGGCGAGAUUGGGAAUUGUCGAUCCUCCCACUGGAACACCGAGGCGACCUCCAGAAGCUCUACCAUUGGAUAGUCUCCAUCUCUUUGAGGAUGAAACGGCGACGGAGGCUGACAUCGCCACUCUUAUUUAUGGGAAAAUUGGCGAUCCCAGUAGACCAACAUCGGGACUGGAAGUUCCGGGUAGUGGACCUUCAAUGAACGGAUCUUUAAGUUCGAUUGUUCAUAGUGAAGAGGAAUUAACUGGGUCUUAUAAUUGGGACUACCUGCUGGAUUGGGGUCCUCAGUAUCAACCGCUUGCUCAUGUGUUUAGUGAAAUUGCAAGACUUAAAGACGAUGCUGCUAGUGUUCAAAGUGGUAAUUCGGGAAGUAGUGGGAAAGCGAAAUCUGUACAUAAAGCACCGCCGCCACCGCUACUCACUUCCGUUGCUCCCAGAUCACUUGCAGCGCCUGCGUUAGCGCGAGGCAUUUUGCCCAGGUCGCCUAUUAGUCACGAUGCUUCAACAUUCCCCUCAGCAGCGUUGAGUCCUAGUUUUUCGCCCUCAUUAUCGCCCCUAGCGACAAGGAGUCCUAGUAUCAGUCCUCUAGUGCCACCCGCGACGCAAAGGAAUAGUCAAGGUCAUCCCAGGGGGAUUCCAGUCACCGAUGCCGAGCUUAGAAUCUGAUAGUUUACCCAAUUGCCCCCCUAUUUUGUUAUCGAGUGACUGAAUCCCCCCAGCAAAGUUGGCUGAAAAUUUUAUCCCCUUUUUUUGAAAAUACCUAACAGCCAUCUUUGCGAGUUUAUAUUUAAGUAAAUUAAUAUGUGAUAAAUUGUUUUUAGCUAGAGGGAGAGAGAAUGACAGACCUCAUUGUAUACGUCGCAAUAAAGAGUUUUUUUUCUCAAAUUCUCUUUCUCAAAAAAAAGAAACUGUAAAUUAGAUUUUUUUAGAUAAAUUUGAAGCGUGCGAUAAUUGCCAAGCGAUAGAUUAGCGUUUCAAGAAUGAAUAUAAUAAUUUCUUUUUUAAUCCUCAGGAGACUGCAAUUCAAAUUUUGAGCUUAGCCUCUUUUGUAUAGUUAUAAAAAUAUAAAAGUAUUAGAUAAGGCGAACUGCUGUAAAUAGGUGGAUAAAUGAGCUUCGCUUCAAAGCGAUGUUUUUAGAAUUUAAGUAGAUUUUGUAAAUAAAAGAAAACGGUAAAAAAAAUUUUAAUAAUCAAAACUUAGACCAUUGUAAACGAUGAGACGAUUUCAUUUUGUAGGACAAGUUUAGCUUUCUUUGUACAGUAAUUAUAAAAUUAAGACGAUUGAGUAAUUUCAGUCGUUCUUGUUUCAACAUUUUGAAAUCGUCUCGUCGCAUAAAAAAAGGAAAACCAUGAGAGAACUGAUUAUUAUUUAGAUCGUGGUUUAUUCAGAUUAAAAAAACGUUUCAAAGACUGCUAAAAAAUUAAAAAAAUUAAAUUUCAAUCUGAAUUUUCAAAUUCAAGUUUUCAGGUUUAUUUUUUUACAACGGUUUGUUGAAAUGUUUGUUCUUUGAUAUUUUGUACUUUUUUUGCAGAAGUAAUAUCGUUUUGUGUAUAGAAUGUCUUUAAAUAAUGUAAUAAAGAAAUUAGGCGCAAAAAAAAUUAUUUAUUUAGCGUUGAUUUACUUCUGUUGAUAAUGUAUGCAAUAAAAAAAUGCAUUUUCCUUCAAGUUGCAUUUAAAAAUGUUAUAUGUCACAAUCUCAUAUUUAUAUGUAUAUGCGUAUAGGUAUAUAUAAUAGACGAUACUUAGGAUUCAUUUUG